UCAGUCUGUGUGUUUAUGCAUGGGUGUUUGACUGUCUGUUAGUUGAUCUGUCAGACCAUUCCUCCUCCCCCCACAAUGUUGAGAAAGAUCAAUCAAUUCCAGUUGCACUUGUCAAAGAGGUUGGGAGGGGAGGGAGCGGAAAGAUCAGUGGGAUUUUCUUUUCUUGAUUAGCUGAGCAAUAAAGGGGUGCUUUGCGCUUUCUCUCCCAGAGAGAUUGCUCAUCUGAAGGAAGGUGCAGAUUUCUCCAUCUGAAGGACAAACUGGAAAAAUUAUGGUUAAUACAAAUACUGCAUUGCAGCUGUGGAGCUGGCAAUACUAAGAAGUUACUCACAGAGCACUUCAUUGCUUCAUCGGAAGACUUCUGCACCAGAGUAAGUUGUGCUUAUUUUAAGAGUUCAUGGGAACUGCAGCCUGCGUCCUAGUGAUACAUGCCAGGAGCUUCUUGUACCAGGAUUUGGUGUCAAAAAGCCUUCGAAGCCAGGAAACAGGAUGAGACAGGACAGGACGAGAGCAGGUGCCACACACAAAGUUAUAUUGCAGUGUUCCUAUCAGUGCUCCUACUGCUACUAUCAACAGAGCCUGUCCCGUCUCCCACUUUCAACCCAAGCCCUAUGCAGAGACGUCUGCAGCAAGUCCCCUUCACCACCCAAGCUUCACAGCUCCUGCCAAGAAUAUAUCCAUGCCCACAGGGCCCAACAGCUGUAUCCAACACCCUGGGGACAUGCAGGGCCAUAGGCCAUUUCUCUGGAGCUGGCAAAUAUGAUCUAAACAGGUGCUGGCAAAAGUGCUAAGAGAAGCUCAAGGCCUCCGGACCUUGAGACCCAUUUCUUGGCCCUUCUUCCACUCAUGGGCCAUUACAGCUCCACCCUGCUGGGAACUUCCAAGGUGCAACUGGUACACUGUGAUGACCAGGGCAGGAGAACAUACAGCUCAUUUUCACCCUUGCUCCUCUUCGACAGGGGCUGGCUGGUCAGAUUACCCAUGUUUCCCUCACAGAGGGUGGCCGUAACUUGCUGCCCUUCAGAUAGCUAUCAAGAACAUUCAUACGAUGCCUCUGAGACCCCUGGACCAUGCCAAGUGUGGUGAGGAGAGAGGCGUUGUGCUCCAGGCCUCUGCCUUUCUAAGUGAGUGCUUGCUGCCGGGUUGGAACCUGAACUGCAAGGCUCUGCCAGGAAUGGCCUUGGCCAGCAUUGCACCCUCCUUCAGAAUGGCUCCACACAUGGUUUCAAAUCACUGUUUUCCUUCAACACCCUCUCUUUUUGAGGUCUGAUAUCUUCUGAAAUCUACUUGCUGGGUUGGACUGCCUCUGACUAAAAGCUCGUCCUCCUCCCACACCUUUUUUCCACUACAUGAAACCAAGAUCCCUUAGCUGUUACAGGAGCCCCCAUCCUCCUGCUCUUACAGUCCUCAAAAAGGAACAGCCUGGGGCCUGAGAUUAGCCCCUUGCAGCUUUUGGUCAACACGACCUGCUACCGGACCUGAUCUUUGGCCUCGAGCUGCUUGCUGUAGGAAAGAAAGUGCGUCCCCAGUACAGAUGAAUCCCUCCUUGCUGCUCCUGUGCCACCUCUGGCUGCUCAGCCUCACGCCUCUCUUGCUGGCAUCAGUCUCUAUGCAAGGCACCUCCAGUCUCGCUUGUUGGUAUGACUCACGGGCAGCAAUCUUUUGCGACUGGACCCCAGGAAGGGACCUUGCCGAUGCACCAUGCCAGCUGGAGAUUUCAUCAAAGCUACCAUUUUUUGCCAGGUCAAUUUUCUUACCCGAAAAAUUCAAGGAACAUUGUGAAUUACCUAAGGCAGAACACACAACAGAACUGAGGAGAUGCAUCAAGACCUUCAGCAAAAACAGUAACUCUCAAUUCUUCACUACUGCAGACCGUCUUAACAUGUCUGUACAUUGCCGGAUUGGAGAGAAUGGGUCUACACCUGCACGACUGGAAGACUUCAGUCCACUUGCAAACAUAAAACUGAGACCUCCAGGAAAUCUUCAACUGGUUAGCAAAGCUAAACACAGCUACAACUUAUCAUGGAGCCUGAAUAUUUCCUCUCACUACUUGGAUGGGGAGCGGCAAUACCAAGUGCGGUACCGAACCACAAGUCAGUCCUGGGAGAAAGCCAAGACCUUCUGCAUUAAGCAGGACCAGAUGUGGGUGGUAUUUGAGGGACUGUCUCCCAACCUGAAAUAUGAGGCAGCUGUCCGUGCAAAGCCAAGUAACUCAAGUACCUACAAAGGCGUUUGGAGCGACUGGAGCAAGACAAUACUGUGGAAGACAGACGCUGAGGAAACAUCCCGGCCAGUUGUGCCAGCUCUUAUAGUGAGCACAUGCAUCUUCGUGAUCAUUGGGACUGCCUUCCUUAUUAACUUACGGGCCCUGAAAUGGUUUAAGAAGAUUCUGAAGAUUCACAUCCCAGACCCCGAGAAAUUCUUUCCCCCGCUCGUCUCUGUUCACGGAGGUGACAUUCAGAAAUGGCUCUCCUCCCCAUUCUCCUCAUCUUCAUACUGCGUGAACAGCAUAACCCCAGAAAUUUCUGUGCUGGAGGUGAUGCAGAAGAAUGACCAGGAAUCCCAGCUUCUGCUUUCCAAGGGACCCCUGACUCCUGAUCCUCCCUCAGAAACCAGUGGGCACUCUAUGUCCAGCUGCUUCACCAACCAAGGCUACUUCUUCUUCCACCUUCCCAACUCCUUUGAGAUUGAGCCCUGUCAGGUCUACUUCACGUACGAGCCUUUCACCCAGGAGAGCAGUGGCAGCGAGGACAGCGAGUCUUACCAUGCUCUCCCGUCCCCAGACCUCUGCACGCUGGCAGAGGACAUGCCCAUGUUGUCCCACAACUUCCUUCACUGUUUCAAGGGGAUCCAGGGCUUCCAAAAUGGUUCCUUUGUGACAGAGACACAAGGUGAAGCCCAGAGGCCUGUGGCUAUUUCAGGGGCCUUCCCAUCAAGUGAAAGCACCCCGCCGACACCAGUUCUGAGGCAGGAUGAGAAGGCAAUUGACAAAGUUGCUUUACAACCUGCUGAGGCCCUGUGCCAACUGGACAAAGACUUUCCUGACCCAACAGGCCAGCACGACAGCAAUACUGCCAGAGUAAUGGAGGGGAGUGGGAAGGCAGGCCUUCCGACUGAUCCCACCGCUCCAGCAGCACACAUUACCCCUUCCCUUUCUCAACCUACAUCUCUAAGGCAAGCACAGGAUGAGAAUCCAUGCAGAACUGCCUUCCCCAGCCAGAUCCCAAACACCGGUGCCUAUCUUUCUCUGAGGGACCUCCAAAGCCAAUACAACCAUUGCUCUGUCUAGGAUCUGCCUGGGAGAAAUCUACAGGUGGGAAAGGCCUUCUCGGCAAGGAAGGCUAAAUGGACAUUUUUUCUAUUCAGAGCAUGAAUGUAGCUUUCAGUAUCAAACCCAUUAGGACCGUUCUUUAAUGAGGCUGAAGAACAAAGUUACUCAAGAGGGAUGCAAAACCAGAAAAGGAAUAGGCCGGACAAGGCGUAAAUUCAUGGAUGACUACCUGGGUAUUACUAGUCCCAAGGAUAAAACAUCGGUGAAAGAGACCACUGCAAAUGGGAGGACAUUUUGCAUGGAAAACUAGGCUAGUGAUUAGUAAAGCAAUGCAUGGAGAAUAAUAAAGGCACAUUAAAGCUGUUAAGUGGCUACCACCUAACAGAGACAAAGAAAUGGGAUUCUUAGGCAUACAGAACAACAAGGACUCACCUUCAUCACUGAAUCUGUUUCUCUGCUAUUACUGGAUCUGGAUCUGGUAGCAUAGAAGCUCUUUUCCACACUGCUUAGGUGCCAUCCCAAAUACCACCUUUUUUUUUUUUUUUUUUUUUUUUUUUUUUUCCCUCCCCAGCUCCCUGUAAGAGGCUGUGCUGGCACUUCCAUGCUCUGCAUCUUGGUGUGAUAACAACACCCAGCUUUGUGGCUGAGCAGCCACGUAUUCUAUUUGCCUUGUUCCAGCCUACAAAUGUCUCAUGGGAGGAAGCAAUGCCCAAAGAGAUGGAUAUGGGAUUUCGUUCAGGACAGUGAGUGCUGGGGCUGAUGACAAAAUGAAGCCAUCUCCUCCUGCCUGACCAAGGAUGUCUUUUUUUUUUUUUUUUUUUUUUUUUUUUCUGUAUGUCCCCAUUUUGGCUUUUAAUCAGAGUACAUUCUGAACAGCUUGGACCAGCUUUAGACUCAAAUCUCUAAGGUUAGCUCAGAGCCAGAACUGUGUCAGCUGUCUAAGCAGUGCAGUGUAAAAAGAAAUCCCCAUUAUUGGGUUAAAAAUACUGGGGAAAUCCCCUUCCCCCUCUCCCCUCCCUCCCCACUUUUCCCCCUAGGUCUGAUGAUGGUAGUAAAAAGAACGCACACAAUUUCCCAUUCUUGCUGCAAUAUUUUUCAUGAAAUCGAAAGCCUCUCUGCCCUGCUGGCAAAAUACAGUUAUUUGACUGUGAUAAGCUGAUUGCAGAAUAGUUCAUCCCACAUCCUGUAUUAGUGGAAAACAUCGCAAUGGUGCUGCCCAUUCCUUCCAUUGCUCAAGGGAAACCAUUGCCUAUUUAGCGACAAAGAUGUGGUAAAUGAGCCCAGAAAAGUAACUCACAAAUCAGCACCUUUGCUGAAAAGAAAACCUCAAUCCACUCACGAAAAAAUGAGGAUUGCAAAGACUACUUUUUUUUUUUUCUUUUCUUUUUUCUUCUGCAUUUGCUGAUCUGGGUUCAGAAACAGCAAAACACCACAGAAGAAAAGUAGUAAGACAAAGCAAGGCGUGCUGUUCUGCUUCCAUCCACUCCUGCAUUCAACAUCUGUACUGUCCGUCUGUUCUCUCGCUAUAUUUCUGGACUAUUCAGAAGUGGGAAAAUACCAACUCUGUGCUAAAGAUCUUUCUUCUAAGGGUUUUUACAUCAAAAAAAAAAAAAUCAAGGAUAUCAAACUUGUUGGUACUUUUGGCAUUUCUUUGAGUAUCACCCGGAGCUAAUUCUUCCCUACCUCUGCCUGUAGAAAUGUGGAUCUUCUGCUUUGUCCCAGUCCCACACUGUUAGCUGACCUUGCAUUGUGCAGCUUGAAUGUCAUUAGAAAUCUCAGCUCUGGGGGCACCCACUGCCUUGGAUUUCACCUCAAAAGAGUUGCUCAAAGGACUUGAGCUUGCCUGCAGCUGAGAGGGCUGGGGCAGCUGUAACCCUCUUCUCAUCAGCUUUUUCGCCUGCCUCAAGACGUGAACUGCUCCGUUGACUUCAGAAGACAGCAGGCAAAGAAAGCCUCACAGCAUCCCAGAUAGGCAAGCAGGAGGCUUGCCCAGCUAUUUGCUGUGCUUUGAGACUCUUUGCAGAUGAACUUCAAAAAGAGACAAUGAAUCCCUUGCCCUGAUGGGCAAAUUGCUAUUUUACAUAGGCCAUGGAUCCUAGUUGCACUGAUGGCUCUCCUGUCCCUAUGUAGAUUUCCAUAAGCUUCUCAAUUAUUCUUGCUGCUAAGAUGAAUAUGAAUAAAAAUAAAAACACCCCUUUUUCCUCUUGGAAAAUAAAAGAAAUACUACGGAAUCAG
Molecule: messenger RNA, 5506 nt
Organism: Oxyura jamaicensis (ruddy duck)
Lineage: Eukaryota; Metazoa; Chordata; Aves; Anseriformes; Anatidae
Gene: IL2RB
Product: interleukin 2 receptor subunit beta
Exons: 11
Coding region: 1535-3289 (584 amino acids)
Biological process (GO): cytokine-mediated signaling pathway; immunoglobulin mediated immune response
Cellular component (GO): external side of plasma membrane; membrane
Molecular function (GO): cytokine receptor activity; protein binding
Source: RefSeq, a predicted model, not a curated record